AUGAAGCACAACAAUCUUACCAUAAUCACCGAGUUUGUUCUUCUGGGAUUUCCUGAACUUCAUGGAAUACGGAUGGUGUUUUUUGCUCUUGUUCUUCUGAUGUACCUCAUUUCAGUCUCUGGCAACUCUUUAAUCAUCACCAUUAUCUUUAUGGAGCCCAAACUGCACAUGCCCAUGUAUUUCUUUCUUAGCAGUUUUUCCCUGGGUGAGCUCUGUAGCACCACAGUGGUGGUACCAAAGAUGCUGACUAACAUGAUCUUGGACCAAAACAUGAUUUGUUUCACAUGUUGCAUGGUGCAAACUUUCUUUAUCUUCUUUGUGGGAAGCACACAAUUCAUCCACCUCACCGUAAUGUCCUUUGAUCGUUAUGUGGCCAUUUGCAAACCUUUCCUGUAUAAUGCCAAGAUGACCAAUGGGCUCUGCUUCUGUCUUUCGUUAUUUGCUUGGAUUGGUGGAUUUAUGGUUGUCCUUUGUCAAUCUGUAGUUGUAUGGGCGUUCCCAUUCUGUGGACACAAUGUCAUCAACCACUUCUUAUGCGAUCUUGGGCCUGUUUUGAAACUAGCUUGUGCUGAUACAACAGUGAUGGAACUUAUCUUUCUCAUUUAUGGUAUUAUACUUAUACUAGGACAGGUGUGCCUAAUUCGCUAAUCUCGCCCACAAUUUCUCUUUACAGUGGUUUCUUAUGCAUGCAUCAUAAGUGCCAUAAUUCAGAUUCCAUCUGUCAGUGGCCGAUCCAAGGCAUUUUCCACAUGCUCUUCCCAUCUCACCAUUGUCUGCAUCUUCUAUGGGGCAAUGUUCUUCAUGUAUCUGAAACCUUUGACCCAAGGUGACAGUCAAAUCAACAAAGUGGUUUUCUUUGUGACAAUAGUUGUUUUGCCUGCUGUUAGCCCUUUCAUCUUCACAAUCCGAAACAAAGACUUCAAAGCAGCUGUGAACAAGUUUUUGGUUGGCUUUCGUUGUGAUGUUAUUGUACAUAAUUUGUUAGCCAACUUGGUGAUCCUUACGAUGGCAGAAAAGUGUGGGGCCGCUUCAGAAAUUGUUCUCACUCAGUCAGGCCCAGAAGUGAAGAGACCUGGAGAAUCCACCCGGCUGACAUGUUCCACCGGUGGAUUUGAUCUGAGCAGCUAUACCAUGCACUGGAUCCGACAGCCUCCGGGAAAAGGGCUAGAAUGGCUGCUUUAUUAUUAUUCAUCAUCAAGCAACAGCUACUCCCCAGCCAUCCGAGGCCGAUUCACGGCCUCCAAGGACAGCUCCAACUUGUACCUUCAAAUGAACAACCUCAAGCCAGAUGAUACGGCUGUGUAUUACUGUGCAAGAGAGACACAGUGA
Molecule: messenger RNA, 1329 nt
Organism: Gekko japonicus
Lineage: Eukaryota; Metazoa; Chordata; Lepidosauria; Squamata; Gekkonidae
Product: olfactory receptor 6X1-like
Exons: 4
Biological process (GO): G protein-coupled receptor signaling pathway
Cellular component (GO): membrane
Molecular function (GO): olfactory receptor activity; G protein-coupled receptor activity
Source: RefSeq, a predicted model, not a curated record